AUGAAAAGCAUGAGACUGUUUCUUUUACUUGCUUUCAAUGCUCUCAUGUUACUUGAAGCAUCUGGUUUUAACCAUGAAACUGAUAGGCAAGCGCUGCUCGAGUUCAAGUCUCAAGUAUCUGAAGAGAAAAGAGUUGUCUUGUCCUCAUGGAACCACUCAUUCCCUCUAUGCAACUGGAAAGGGGUCACAUGUGGCAACAAACACAAGAGAGUUACAUGUUUGGACCUAGGAGGAUUGAAAUUAGGCGGAGUGAUAACACCAUCUAUUGGUAAUCUUUCCUUCCUCAUUUCGCUUAAUCUCUCUGAUAACUCUUUUGGUGGAACCAUCCCUCAAGAAGUGGGAAAUUUGUUUAGACUUGAAGACUUGUAUAUGAGCUUUAAUUUUCUCGGAGGUUUGCUUCCAGCAAGUUUGUCUAACUGCUCUAGAUUGUUGGCCCUUGAUUUGUUUUCAAAUCAUCUUGGAGGAGGUGUUCCUUCAGAACUAGGGUCAUUGGCAAAGCUUGUUGCUUUAGAUCUUAGUAACAAUAAGCUGAAAGGGAAGCUCCCUGCAUCUUUAGGAAAUUUGACAUCUCUACAACAAGUUGGCCUAGCAUAUAACAAUCUCCAAGGAGAUUUUCCAAACGAAAUAGCAAGGUUGAGUCAAAUGGUGACCCUUGAAUUAUCAGUGAACAAUUUCUCUGGCGUUUUCCCUCCAGCUAUCUACAAUUUGACCUCGCUUGAGUAUCUAUACAUCCAUAGUAGUGGUUUCUCGGGUAGCUUAAGGCAUGAUCUUGGUGAUCUUCUACCAAACAUUCGAGAGUUAGCUAUGUCGGAAAAUUAUCUGACAGGAGACAUUCCGACAACACUACCAAACAUAUCAACUCUGGAAAUGUUUGGCAUUGGUAAAAACAAGAUGACAGGAAGUAUUUCUCCCAACUUUGGGAAAUUACAGAAUUUGCAUUACUUGGAACUCGCUCUUAAUUCUUUGGGAAGUUACUCUUUUGGAGAUCUUGAGUUUCUUGAUGCCUUGACCAAUUGCACCCACUUACAUAUCUUAAGUGUGGCUUACAAUAGGCUCGGAGGUGCCUUGCCUACAUCCAUUGCCAAUAUGUCCACGAACCUCAUGGGUUUAAACCUUGGAGGAAACCUCAUUUCUGGAAGCAUUCCUCACAGUAUUGGGAAUCUCUUAGGCUUACAAUCACUUCUGCUGGAAGAAAAUAUAUUGACCGGACCGCUCCCAACUUCUCUUGGGAAGCUUCUAGGGUUGGAGUUUUUAAGUCUAUAUUCGAAUAAGAUGUCAGGAGGGAUACCAUCUUUUAUAGGCAACCUCACUCGGUUAGGAAGACUCUAUUUGUCCAACAAUAGUUUUCAAGGACUUGUUCCUCUAAAUCUUGGUAACUGUAGUCACAUGCUUGAUUUACGGAUUGGGUAUAAUAGGUUGCAUGGGACUAUACCUAGGGAAGUUAUGCAGAUCUCAACCCUUGUUACCCUAACCAUGGAACGUAAUUCCUUGACCGGCACUCUACCACAAGAUGUUGGACGACUUGAGUAUCUCACCGAACUAUCUGUUUGGGGUAACAAGUUAUCGGGGAAAAUGCCACAAACGUUAGGAAACUGUCUCUCUAUGGAAGAGCUUUAUUUGCAAGAAAAUUCAUUUGAUGGAGGUAUUCCAGAUAUAAGAAGGUUGGUGGGUGUCAAAAGAGUUGAUUUGUCGAAUAAUAAUCUCUCUGGAAGUAUACCUGAAUAUCUUGCAAACUUCUCCUCGUUGGAGUAUCUUAAUCUAUCUGUUAACAACUUCGAGGGAAAGGUGCCAACAGAAGAAAAGUUUCGUAAUGCUACAAUUGUUUCAGUGUUUGGAAAUAAAGAUCUAUGUGGAGGCAUCAAGGAAUUGCAACUAAAGCCAUGCUUUGCACAAGCACCGCUAACAAAGACAAAGCAUUCCUCUCUUUUGAAGAAAGUUGUGAUAUGGGUUAGCAUCGGCGUGGCUUUGCUUUUACUGUUGUUCGUAGCUUCAUUUUAUCUAUGUUGGCUCAGAAAAAGAAAGAAGAAUCAUCAAACCAGUAAUCAAGCUCCUUCUUCAUUGGAGGUCUUCCAUGAGAAGAUAAGUUAUGGAGAUGUUCGAGAUGCGACAGAUGGCUUCUCUUCGAGGAAUAUGGUUGGGUCAGGCAGUUUUGGUAAUGUGUUUAAGGCGUUUCUCCCAACGGAGAACAAGGUUGUUGCAGUGAAAGUUCUAAACCUGCAAAGGCAUGGAGCAAUGAAGAGUUUCAUGGCAGAAUGUGAAUCUCUGAAGGACAUAAGAUCCGACGAUGUGGCUUCUGUUUUGGACUAUCUUCAUGUUCAUUGCCAUGAACCUAUAGCUCAUUGUGAUCUUAAGCCAAGCAACGUUCUCCUAGACAAUGAUCUUACAGCCCAUGUUAGCGAUUUUGGUCUGGCUCGGCUUCUCCUCAAAUUGACAAAGAGUCCUUUCUUCAACCAACUAAGCUCGGCUGGCGUAAGAGGAACCAUUGGCUAUGCCGCACCAGAAUAUGGAAUGGGAGGGAAGCCAUCAAUACAUGGUGAUGUGUAUAGCUUUGGGGUUCUGCUUUUGGAGAUGUUCACAGGAAAAAGACCAACCAAUGAGUUAUUUGGAGGAAGUUGUACCCUACACAGCUACACCAAGUCGGCGUUGCCAGAGAAAGUAUUGGACAUCGCAGACCAAUCAAUUCUUCACAGUGGUCUCAGAGUUGGUUUCCCUGUUGCUGAGUGCUUAACACUGUUUUGGAGGUGGGGCUUAGGUGUUGUGAAGAAUCUCCGACGAACCGGUUGGCAACGAGUGAAGCCACAAAGGAGUUAA
Molecule: messenger RNA, 2811 nt
Organism: Microthlaspi erraticum
Lineage: Eukaryota; Viridiplantae; Streptophyta; Magnoliopsida; Brassicales; Brassicaceae
Source: the annotation of a GenBank genome assembly